This is a messenger RNA of Mya arenaria, 530 nucleotides long. RefSeq lists its product as uncharacterized. The coding region runs from base 78 to 446 and encodes 122 amino acids. The record is from RefSeq and is a predicted model, not a curated record. The transcript has 3 exons. Lineage: Eukaryota; Metazoa; Mollusca; Bivalvia; Myida; Myidae.
GCUGAUAAGAGGCAAGUGUGGUCCCUUUAUAAACCACAUAAGCCAGCCGUUAGGCCAAUCACCACAUAGUUGCCACCAUGAAGACACUGAUUCUUAUUGCUGCCUUGAUCGGAGUAUCGUUUGCCGCCUCGACGGCCAAGCCCGAUGUUGAGUGUAUGAGCGAUACGGACUGCGCGGACUUGGAGUGUUGUUACAAGAAGCACGAGUACCUCGUGGUCAGCCGCCAGACGUUCGAGGGCUACCCUCUCCCACAUUCACAGGACCUAGCACACACAAAGGGAGUGUGUCAGUCGUACCACAACACGGGUGACUCGUGCACACCGUACGACCAACGCAACGGCUACUGCAGCUGUAACACGAAACGCGGCGAGUACUGCAUGGCCUCCAUGAACGGAGACGUCCACAGCUACCAGUGCCAGGCCGGUAUGCUCGCCUCCAGGAAGUAAACACGCUACCUUCUUAUAUCUUGUGAUAACAUCAAGCGUUGAACUAGUUAUACAUCACCUUGAAAAAUAAACUAAUUAAGAGUU